Messenger RNA from Penicillium brevicompactum, 1500 nucleotides. Its product is annotated as DUF1593 domain-containing protein. The record is from RefSeq and is a predicted model, not a curated record. Bases 1 to 1500 code for a protein of 499 amino acids. Gene Ontology annotation, molecular function: hydrolase activity, hydrolyzing N-glycosyl compounds. NCBI's taxonomy places the organism in Eukaryota, Fungi, Ascomycota, Eurotiomycetes, Eurotiales, Aspergillaceae. The transcript has 2 exons.
AUGGCAUCCUUCACAGCACUCUUGGUGCUAUGGACACUCGUAGUCCAGACAAUCGCGAAAGUCAACACCAGCUCUUUCUUGCCAAUUCCCGAUAAGCCACGGGUAUUCAUUCUCUCCGAUAUCUCAAAUGAGCCCGAUGAUGCCGAGUCCUUGACCCGGUACCUACUUUACUCCAACCAGUUCCGUACAGAGGGCAUUGUUGCCGUGACAUCGACAUGGCUGCGCGAUGAAGUCCACCCUGAAGACAUGCUAUCUGUGAUUAAUGCCUAUGGAAAUGUCACCGACAACUUGAAUCGCCAUGCUCCCCCGGGCUCCCCAUACCCCUCGGGACAACAUAUUCGCAGUCUCCUGCGAACGGGCCCUUCGACCUAUGGAAUGACCGCUGUUGGAAAGAACGUCACCCUUAGCGAUGGAGGAAAACUGCUCCUCCAGCGCCUUCAAGAGAAGUCCGAGGAACCCCUCUGGGUCCUUGCGUGGGGUGGAACCAACGUACUCGCUCAAGUUCUUUUCAAGAUUCACGACACCUACUCGAAGACUGAAGCUGCUGCCAUGCGGUCCCGCCUCCGUGUCUACGCGGUCUCUGACCAAGACGACACUGGUGCCUGGAUCCGCCAGCAGUUCCCCGACAUUGUCUACAUUGCUUCAACCCACGGCUGGAACCAGUACGGUCUUGCAGCAUGGAUUGGAAUCUCCGGAGAAGACUACUACGGCGUGGACCAAGGAGGCCCUGAAAAUAGCACGGUAUCUCACAAGUGGUUGCGCGACAACAUCCAAGUCGGACCCUAUGGCAAGGCUGCGUACCCGAAUUACAAGUUCAUCAUGGAGGGGGACACCCCAACCUUCCUGUAUCUGAUCCAGAAUGGACUCGGCGUACCCGAGCAGCCAGACUACGGCUCCUGGGGUGGAAGAUACUCCAAAGUCAACCCGUCGACUGUUCUGGAGUUCAACCACUACGCUGAUGCCGCUGACCGCGUCGUCGGAAAGAACAACGAGACUUUUACCUCCAGCCAAGCGACUAUCUGGCGUUGGAGAAAUGCCUACCAAAACGAUUUCGCCGCUCGCAUGCAAUGGUCUCUCCCGGCCAAUAUCAGCAAAGCAAACCACCACCCGGUAAUCUCGGUAAACGGGAGUGCCGAGCUUGCUCCUCUGAAGGUUACUGCCGAGGCUGGCUCAAGCAUUUCAUUCAAUGCUGGCGCUACAAGGGACCCUGAUGGUGAUUCCUUGAGCUUUAAGUGGUUCCAGUAUAGUGAGCCUGGAUCGAGCGAUUGGAACGUUGCGGGUCAAGUUCCCGCACUUAAUAUCACCUCCACUAACGGCGGCCGGGAAGCACACGUGCAUCUCCCUGCAGCUAGUGAGAGCUGCAAUGGCAAGGCCCUUACUGAAUCUGGCUGCUGGUUGCUGCACCUGAUUUUGGAAGUCACCGAUGAUGGAUACCACCCCCUCACGAGCUAUCGCCGGAUUCUGAUUCAAGCGACGAACGCCACUGAGACAUCUUCAUGA